AUGCAGACUGAAGACGAACCCUUGAGUCCCGACACGGACACGUUAUCCUUUCCCAGCGAAGACUCCAGCGACGACGAUGUACCACUAGGCAUCCAACAACAACUCAGUUUCCGUAUCUUCACUCUCCUCAACGCGACCGUAUUCUAUGUCGGCGCGCACAGUGCCGGCGCGACUAUCGACCUAUACUCAGAGCACUGGAGGUAUUGGGCCGAGCGGAGGCUGGUCACUCCUGACGGCCAAGACCAGAUGCAGCUUCGCAAGCGAACGAAAGUCAACCGCGUCCUAGGGGAGUGGCAACCACAGGCGCACAUUAUGGUCACGCGGAACAGCCGGUGGGUGAAUGGGGGCGAGACUAUGACUGUGGCGGAGAUGGCGGAUGAGGCUAUACCAGAUGAGGAAUAUCAGCCUGGGUCUGCGGAGAGGUUCUGCAGAGAAGUGAAUCGAUCGCUGAAGAGGUUGAAGGUGGAAAUCGCUAAAGAGUGCUGGGGGUGGGAGAGGCCGGUGGUUCUGAGACAGCGAGGGGUGCAGAUUGUGACGGUGACGUUUGGGCGGACGCUCCUCUUGGGACAUUUGAGGGCGGCGGGAGAGUGGACCGACCAUGUCAACAAGAUGACCUACAAGCCGCCGGAGAGACUUAUUGGUUAUGAGGCUUCUAUUGCAGCAUGGAAAGCGCAGUGGCAAAGCAAAGAGGCGUUUGUGUCGUGGUGGUCGCAGGGGGAGCAGAAGAGUAAGAAGGAGAGGGUGCAGAGAUGGGGCGAAGUGGCGUGUCCUCUUACGGUGACUUGCGGAGCGUGUGGGGAGAAAGGGACAAGGUAUGAGGUCUGCGAGUUCUGUGAGAUGACCUGGUUCUUGUGUGAGAAGUGUGGAUAG
This is a messenger RNA of Zasmidium cellare ATCC 36951, 870 nucleotides long. RefSeq lists its product as uncharacterized. Lineage: Eukaryota; Fungi; Ascomycota; Dothideomycetes; Mycosphaerellales; Mycosphaerellaceae. The record is from RefSeq and is a predicted model, not a curated record. The coding region runs from base 1 to 870 and encodes 289 amino acids. The transcript has a single exon.